AUGAAGAUUGGUCCGCUAAAAGAUGGAGCCUUGUUCCACAAAGGAUGUUUCAAGUGUUGGAUAUGUGGAACGAGACUUUCACUGAAGACCUAUCACAACAACAGGAACGAUACUCAAGACUUAGAGGUAUAUUGCGCCGGCCAUGUUCCAACACCUGGACCUCAUGACCCUAUUCCACAUAGGUCGAAUUUAUUGUUUUCACCGAAGACGAAAGGCGAUUAUCCACACAAUCUGAUGAGACCCGCAGGACCAACGUAA
Haemonchus placei is the source of this 258-nucleotide messenger RNA. The record is from the annotation of a GenBank genome assembly. NCBI's taxonomy places the organism in Eukaryota, Metazoa, Nematoda, Chromadorea, Rhabditida, Trichostrongylidae.